This is a messenger RNA of Gossypium arboreum, 2073 nucleotides long. RefSeq names its product WEB family protein At1g12150. The transcript is spliced from 3 exons. NCBI's taxonomy places the organism in Eukaryota, Viridiplantae, Streptophyta, Magnoliopsida, Malvales, Malvaceae. The coding region runs from base 235 to 1878 and encodes 547 amino acids. The record is from RefSeq and is a predicted model, not a curated record.
AACCUUGGGGGUCUCUCUUCCAAAAUAAUACCCCAAACCUCUCUACCUCUCAUUUUGGGCAUCAUUUCCUUUCCUCCUUACCCACUCCCCCCAUAAGUUCCAUUUCAAGUUUAGUUUCAAGGCUUCCAUUUUUUCUUUUCCUUUUCCAAUCUUUCAUCAUUUUCUCCUCUUCAACGUAUCCUCACCCGGUCAGGUGAAUAAAUUUCCAAGAAAAAGAGGGAAGACAGAGAAAAAAUGGUGAACAUUUACCGCCGGGCCAUCAGCGAACGCAUCCCAAAAUCCUCUGGUUCAGGUUCACCAAAGGCAGAGGUAGGAGAGAUUGAUACCACAGCACCAUUUCAAUCCGUCAAAGCUGCCGUUAGUUUAUUUGGAGAAGUAGCCGUCACCAAGGAAAGACGCACUCCCAGAAGAUCAAGAAUUUCUUCAGAGAAUGUAAUAGACAAAGAGACGCAGCUUCUUCUAGCAGAGAAAGAGUUCAACAACAUGAAGCAAAAGCUAGAGAGCGCCGAAGCUACGAAGGCGAAAGCGGAAUCUGAGCUCGAAAGCGCGAAGAAAACGUUGCAGGAUUUGGCCGAGAAACUCAAAGCGGUGACGGAGUCGAAGCGAUCGGCGAUCGAAGCGACCGAAGCGGUGAGGGAACAAGGCACUCAACUUGAAUUCCAGAAACCGCAGAACAACCAAGAAUGCGAGGUGAGGAAGAAGGAGUUGGAGUCAGCGAGGGAGCAAUACAUCGCCGUCGCGACGGAACUCGAUGCCAAGAAGCAAGAGCUGAAUAAAAUCAGGCAGGAUUUCGACACGGCGUUGGAAGUGAAAUUGGCGGCGUUUCAGCAGGCGGCGGAGGCGCAGCUCUCGGCAAAAAUGCAUUCCGAGAGGGUUACCGAGCUGACGAAGCAAAUCACGGUGAUGAAGGAAGCGAUUAAGCAAGUGAAAUUCGCUACGCAACAAGUGUACAAAGAGCAGGAGAGCAUAGCGGCGGAUAAAGAAAUGUUGCAGAAAUCUUAUGAGAGUGCUAAAGAGGAAGCGGAUAAGAAAUUGAAGGCUGCGAGGGAGGCGUAUGAUCCAGAGCUAGCGAGAUCUCUGGAGGAGAAGCUUAAGGAAACCACGGAGGAGGUCGAAGCGUUGCAAGAUGAGAUGAAGAAAGUUCAUGCUAUGGAAAUGGAUUCCGUUAGGGUUUUGACAUCGGAACUUAACGAAGCUACGACGACGCUGCAAAUGGUGGCCGACGAAGAGUGUUCCCUUCGGAAUUUAGUGAGCUCCAUUAGGAUGGAACUUGAAGAGGUGAAGAGGCAACAACGAGAGAGUGAAAUGAAGAUCCAAAAUGAAAGUGAAAAAGAAGCUCUUAGUGCUGAUCAUAACAUUAGGCUUCAACAGCUUUUAUUAGAAACAGAGAAUGCUAGAAAUGAAACUCAACAGAUGAAGAAGAACAUGGAAAUUCUGAAGAAAGAAGCCGAAGAGGCUGAAACGGCAGUGAAGGACUUAAAGCAAAAGCUAGAGCUCGCUUUACAACAAGCCGAGGAAGCGAAAGCGGCGGAGAAGAAGGCGCUCGACGAAAUGCGGCUAUUAGAAAAGGGGACCGGUAGGGGAAAGAUAAAGAUAUCCAAAGAAGAAUUCGAAGCGUUGAAAAAGAAAGUAGAGGAGUAUGGGAAUUCAUCGGAGCAGAAAAUAGCUGCUGCAAUGGCGGAGCUGGAAGCGAUAAACGCGAGCAAAAACGAAGCGGAUGAGAAGGCGGAAGAGAAUUUGCAGGCAAUCGAGGAAAUCAAGGCCGCGACAGAGAUGGCGGAGAAAUCGGCGAUGACGGCGGAGGCGGCAAAGAACGUUCUCGAGGGUGAACUUAGAAGACGGCGUCAACAAGAAGAGGUAGUUGCAACAUCGUCUUAACACGUCGGGAUUGUGUAUCGUCUCACAGCCGGGCGGCGACCCACCCUUAUCGAUCGUUUUCCCUCCAUUAACGCAUUCAUUGUACACUUUUUUUUUUUUUUUAAAUUCAUUAUAUAUGUAUAUGUAUGUAUAUGUUAUAUAUGAAAUUGCUAUCCUUCUUUGAAUGAAAUGGAGCGGAAGAAACUAGUGAGGGUA